AUGAAAAAUGAUAAAGAGUUCUCUAUAAAGGAAACAGUUAAUAAAAACAUUGAACGUGUUUAGUUUCCUGCCUUCAAUUAACAUAGUAGUCUAUUAGGUUGGUGCUCAAUGAAUUACCCUCGUGUUCUAUAGAAUCCUUAAUUUAUGCCUAAGCCUAAACCUAAAGAAUAUGAUGAUAAUCUUGAUUUCCUAUAUUAGAAACGUAAGAAAGUAUUACAAUCUCAAAAUUAAAAUAGGAAUAAUAAAAUAAUCAACUAAUUAAACCAUUUACGAAUUAUCAGUUAACUAAAGAAGCUGUAAUUCCAGAAGAUAUAGGGGCUCCUCCUCCAGGAUUUAAAAAGACACUCAAAUAAUUAACUACUGCUAAACCUGAAUCUAAGGCAUUAAUAUACAACUAGACUUAUAAAGACUAUGAUCCAUAUUUGAAUAUUAAACCAAUCAAUAGCUAAUUCAAAUAAGAAUAGAAUGAAAACUUUACAAGAAAUAUUCGAUAAGUAGGUGAUGUUGUGUAUAAUUAAUCAUAUGAAAAUGAAGAUAUUAGACACUUAAAGGUAUUUCAAAUAAAUGAUUAUUUAGAAAUUGCCAAAUUCAAUAUUAUCUGAGUAAAAUCUUUAAGAAGCUUUAAAUCCUAAAUUAAAGUUUCUAAAUUUACAUAAUCACACUUGGCUGAAAAUGGAAUAAAUAAGUAAAAUUGGAUACUUUGCUGUUAAUCUUGAAGAAAUAAUAUUAUCUAAUACAGAUUUAGAGGAUGAUAUAUUAAUGGAAUUAGCAAAAUCAUGUAAAAAUUUAAAAGUCAUUGAUGUUUCUUCAUGUCAUAAAUUAACUGAAACUGGUAUAAGGAAUUUCCUAGAUUAUACUUCUAAAUAUUUAUAAGGUUUUAGAUGUGCUAGUAAUUUAUAAUCAAUAACUGAUUAUUCAUUAGAACCAUUAUAAAAUGCUCCUUUUUUAUAAAAAGUAAAUAUUUCAUUUUGUAACAAUUUAACAAGUAACUUUACAAAAUAUCUUCUUUAAAGUGGAUGUAAAUUAAAAGAACUUUAAAUAGCAACAGUUGAAAAUCUUUAAUCAGAUUUAUUAUCUGAUCUUAUAUCACGUUCAAAAGCAGAUAUGGAGUAUUUAGAUUUAUCCUUUAUUCCUACAAAAGAUAUUAAUGAUUCAGUCAUAUCAGCAACCUCACUUUGUUCAAAUGUUCAUACACUUAUUCUUUCAGGAUCAACUAAUGUUAGUGAUUCUUCAGUAGGUAGAUUGAGCUCUUUACAUAAAUUAAAAUAACUUAAAUUAGGUGGUAUUCAGUAUCUUGCUGACAAUACUUUAAUCUAUAUUGCUUAAUCAUGUAGUAAACUUGAAAUGUUAGAAUUAAAUAAUUGUAGUAAAUUAGGAGAAUAAGGAUUAGAAGGAAUACUUAAAGUAUUAUUCAUUUAUAUUAUGUUUAGGCAUUACCAAAUCUAUAAGUUAUUUCAAUUAACUUUACUCCUGAAAUUUCUGAUCCAUUUUUAUUAGAAAAAAGAAAUGAAUAUCCUAAAGUUAAUAUUAUUCGUACCAUCAAUAAAAUGACUGAUCCUAAAGAUGAUGGAUUAAGAAUGCCACUUCCUUUAGAAAGUGUUGUAAUGUAAAGACCAAAAAAGAAAAAGAAGAAGUGA
This is a messenger RNA of Paramecium sonneborni, 1637 nucleotides long. NCBI's taxonomy places the organism in Eukaryota, Ciliophora, Oligohymenophorea, Peniculida, Parameciidae. The record is from the annotation of a GenBank genome assembly.